AUGUAAAAGUAAAAUCAAAUAUUUUAAAUAAUUGAAAGUGUAUUAAAUAUUUAUUAGAAAGAAAUAAAAGAAAAUUAAACUAAUUACAGUAUUCAAAUUUAAAUCAAACUAAUUUUAGAUAGGAAAUAUGAAGGUAUUGUGAAAGUCAGCAGAACUCACAGACGAUAACUAUUAAUUUUAUAAGGAAAUUCAAGGAUCAGCAAAGGAAAAUUAGGAUGA
This is a messenger RNA of Paramecium sonneborni, 219 nucleotides long. NCBI's taxonomy places the organism in Eukaryota, Ciliophora, Oligohymenophorea, Peniculida, Parameciidae. The record is from the annotation of a GenBank genome assembly.